Sciurus carolinensis (gray squirrel) is the source of this 1842-nucleotide messenger RNA. It is a transcript of the gene Polr2d, whose product is annotated as RNA polymerase II subunit D. Gene Ontology annotation, biological process: transcription initiation at RNA polymerase II promoter; nuclear-transcribed mRNA catabolic process, deadenylation-dependent decay; positive regulation of translational initiation. The transcript is spliced from 4 exons. Gene Ontology annotation, molecular function: translation initiation factor binding; nucleotide binding. Lineage: Eukaryota; Metazoa; Chordata; Mammalia; Rodentia; Sciuridae. The record is from RefSeq and is a predicted model, not a curated record. Gene Ontology annotation, cellular component: P-body; RNA polymerase II, core complex. The coding region runs from base 49 to 477 and encodes 142 amino acids.
GCUCCACGCUUCCGUUUCCGACAGUCUGUGGUAGUAUGCGGUUCGGCGAUGGCGGCCGGCGGCAGUGAUCCGCGGACGGGCGACGUGGAAGAGGACGCUUCACAGCUUAUCUUUCCCAAAGAGUUUGAAACAGCCGAGACUCUUCUAAAUUCAGAAGUUCAUAUGCUUCUGGAGCAUCGAAAGCAACAAAAUGAGAGUGCAGAAGAUGAGCAGGAACUCUCAGGAGUCUUCAUGAAAACUUUAAACUAUACUUCCCGUUUCAGUCAUUUCAAAAAUCGAGAGACCAUCGCAAGUGUCCGUAGCUUGCUGCUCCAGAAAAAACUGCAUAAAUUUGAGUUGGCCUGUUUGGCCAAUCUUUGCCCAGAGACUGCUGAGGAGUCCAAGGCUCUGAUUCCAAGCCUAGAGGGGCGGUUUGAAGAUGAGGAACUGCAGCAGAUUCUUGAUGAUAUCCAGACAAAGCGCAGUUUUCAAUAUUAAUCUCCAAACUUCACUCAGCUUCUUGGGAGAACCAUGUUCCAGCACAACACCACCCUCCCAGGGGCUGGGUCUGCCUUGCAUAGAACUAUUGGAGAAGACAUUUGGAUUUUGUGAAGAGGACAGCCUAUCUUGGUGUGGGUUUAGGUUGCUGUUUCAAAUUUGACUGUUAGACAUAAUGACCAUGUAAUCUUAAAGCAGCCUUGUAGUGACUGCCUAAGCUUGCUGCUGGGAAGGGUGAGGGUGGGGUGUUAUAUAAGCCACACUGUUGACUAUCUCAUACUGUGAUUUUGGACCCCACAUUUUUAUUCAUAACAUUUCAUAUUUUGAAAUUUUGUGUUUGUAGUUUUUGAAACUAAAGUAGAACAUAGAAGACUUCUGUAGGGAAAGAACAGUAUUACCUAGAUGCAAAAGGAAGAAUUAAGCCAGACCAAUAUCAUUGUUUCAAAUUAUUAAAGGAAGGGUGUGAGUGUUAAUAACUGUGAGAUCCUUGCCAUCCUUGUGCUUAACCCAGGAAACAGGGAGGAGGCAUUUCAUGGGAAGCAGUUACACCUGGGUAUAAUUGUGCCAUGAGGUGUGCUCUUUAGCCUGGAAAUAGACAGAUAUUUUGUCUCUUUUUCCUUGGGCGGUAUUGCAGAAUAUGGAUAAGUAGCAGCCCACAGAACUCAUUUGUCACCGAGUUAAGAUUUUUUUCUUCAGUUGGGCACUGACACACACCUGUAUUUCCAACCACUUGGGAGGCAAAGGCAGGAGGACCACUUAAAUGCAGGAGUUCAAGACCAACUUAGGCAAUGUAGCAAAACCUUGUCUCGAGAGAAAUUGGAGGGGUAGAGAUGUAGCUCAGUGGUAGAACACUCACCAUGCAUGUGAAAGGCCCUGGAUGCCAUCCCAGCAGAGAAAAAAAUAAUGUUUUCUUUCAUAGAUAAGACUUGAAGGUCUGAACUCUUUGAAGUCUUUUUCUCUUAUGGGGCAUCCAUUCCAAACCUCUCACUUGCUACUUAGCAACAGGUGUUCUGUGAUGGGGUUGAUUUGGAUGGAGGCAAUAAGACCCUUCCUGAGCCACUGCAGUGAAGUCACUCAACCUGAGGCAAGUAGUGUAUGCUAAUAGCCAAACAUUGUAGCUAUGAUUUUUCUGAAGGGAAAUAUUUGUGUUUUCUUCACAGUUAGAAUUUUUUUCUUUCUGACACUUUGUAUAUGCACUUUGUAUAUGAACUCGUGAUCCUAAGAGGAAAUUGGGGAAAGAACAAAGUUGGUUUUAAAAGUCAAAAUAGUUUUGUCAGGUGAGGUGGUACAUGCCUGUAAUCUCAGUGACUCAGGAAGCUUGGUCAGGAGGAUUGCAAAAUCAAGUCCAGCCUCAGCAACUAGGUG